AUUGUGUGGACCUCUCCGAUGAAUGCAAUGAUCGUUGUGGAAAACAUAUUAUCGAGGGCAAAAUUCUGGAAGGUAUGUCUUGGACAAUAGGGGUACUAGCAGUGGUUUUCAACAGCGUUGUGGUGAUUCAGAACCUUAUUUCUAUUAAGAAGUGCUCUUCUGUUGUGUCUUUACUCAACAAAUUCCUCAUUAUGCUUAUAAGUCUCGGAGAUUUAUUAGUAGGGGGCUAUCUGCUGACCAUUUCUAUUGUAGAUUAUAUUGAAGGUGACUUAUAUUGUCACAAACAGAAAGUCUGGUUGACUAGUAAAGCAUGUUCAUUGUUGGGGGUUCUAAGUACUCUUGGGUCUCAGUUCUCUCUUUUCUCAAUGACUUUGUUGAGUAUUGUAAGAAUGUACGGUGUCAAAAACUCUUUCGGGGGUAGUAGUGGGUUGUCAAAGAUAGGUGUUAUCAGAAAUAUUAGCAUCAUCUUUGCAGUUAUUGUUGUUUCUAUGGCGAUAGCAGUUGUUCCACUUCAACCAUCUUUUGCAGACUUUUUCGUGAACGGACACUCAUAUGAUUCAAGUAUUCCACUUUUCGCUGGUUUUCCAGACAAAUCUCAACACAAGAAUGUCCUCACAGCAUAUUACGGAAGGAUGAAAGAUAGAUAUCUAUCAUGGGAAGUGAUAAUUGAUCUGAUGAAGGCAAUGUUCACUGAUAAAUAUAAUGGACUACAGUACAAAAAAGUCAAUUUCUAUGGCAACGAUGGUGUAUGCCUGUUCAAAUACUUUGUCAGUAGCGAUGAUCCGCAAAAGGAUUAUGUAUGGGCAGUGCUUGCAAUAAACUUUCUUUGCUUCACAAUAAUAUCCACGUCCUAUUUUGUCAUCGGUUUGAUAUCUGCAAACUCUUCGAAAAUGUUAACUGUCGGACACGCAAACAAGAUGGUGAGCGACAGGAACCGGAAAAUGAACCGCAAGAUCGCUGUCAUUAUCUUUACUGACUUUUGCUGUUGGGUACCCUUCAUAAUCAUAUGUGCUCUACACACGCUUGGUAUUAUAGAUGCUAGUCCUUGGUAUGCUCUAUUUUCAAUAGUAGUAUUACCUAUAAACUCUGUGAUAAAUCCUUUAUUGUACGACAAUACCCUUUCCUUGACAAUUAGUAGAACCUUUAGUAGCAUACGAGGAUCGUCGAAUGCAUUUAUUUCAAAGAUCAGCCGAAUAACAUCAGAUACCCAAUUAGAUCCAGGUCUUGAUAAUCAAGAAAUGGGUAGGGUUGCAGGAUCAAAGCAACAAGGUACUGGUACGGAUGCUAUUCAGUCUAGAGGAAAGCCUGGGUGUGUAGGGGAUGCUGAUGAAGGCGGCAUAGACUCCAUAGUAGUGGAUACUGGUGUUUAA
Bolinopsis microptera is the source of this 1370-nucleotide messenger RNA. RefSeq lists its product as uncharacterized. The transcript has a single exon. Lineage: Eukaryota; Metazoa; Ctenophora; Tentaculata; Lobata; Bolinopsidae. Gene Ontology annotation, cellular component: plasma membrane. Gene Ontology annotation, molecular function: G protein-coupled peptide receptor activity. The record is from RefSeq and is a predicted model, not a curated record. Gene Ontology annotation, biological process: adenylate cyclase-activating G protein-coupled receptor signaling pathway; hormone-mediated signaling pathway; activation of adenylate cyclase activity. Bases 75 to 1370 code for a protein of 431 amino acids.